GAAGCGGGUAACUCCAAAAACCUGGGUCUGCGGGUCCAGAAGAAAAUGUUGGGCAAGAUGACGUCGAAGAAGAUCGCCAAGGUCUUCAUUGAUGACACCAUGGGCGAACUCCUGGACAACGUGUACAAGCUCUGCAAGGAUUACAAGCAGAGCAAGAAAGACGCUGAGAAACUCAUCAAGAAUAUCAUCAAGAUAACUGUCAAAAUAGGCAUCCUCUACCGCAAUGACCAGUUCAACGAAGAGGAGAUAAAAAUUGCAGAGGCCUUUAGGAAAAAGUUCCGGACCAUGAUCAUGACCUUUGUCAGCUUCUGCGAAGUGGACUUCACAUUUGAUAAAAACUUUAUGGUAGGAGCACUCGAUGACUGCUCAGUUCUUUUGACCAAACUGGUGGCAAGGCAUCUCACAGAUAAGUCACAAGGCAGAAUAGACUAUGUAUUUGGGUUCUUCCAGGACGGUGCUUUCAUGGACUCGCUUUUUGACCCAAACAGUCCUCUAAAACCUCACCUUACGGACAUUGUUGGAGGACUUAACAAAUUAUUAGAAGAAGGAAGCAUUUAACCCUUCGCCAUGGCCUUCUAUCUUCCAAAGUCUUUUUUAUUACAUUUCAUAGAUUUUAUCAAACUUGUAUCAUAAAUGAAGCAGAAAUGUGCAAAUAAUUGACAGUGGAAGCUCAAAGUGACUCAACUCAUAUCUGUAAGUGUUCUGUUUAUUUAUGUUGUCUUGGGAACCACCGCAAUCUUCUGUAGACUGAUGCAAUUUAUAGUGCUUAUGGAAGCACUAAAUGUGAACAUUCUGCUAUAAGGUCAUCGGUGUGCUCUGUAGGAUAAAAACCAUGGUUGGGUAUCCUGAUCUUUCAGCAGUUGUAAAUAAUUAUUUGCCUUAUUCAUAAAGCAUAGAAGCAUGAAAUCUUUCUUCUUUCAUUUUACAUCCAUAUUUGGUAAGCUUCAAUUACCAUGGAAAGGUUUAGCAAGAGAUUUUUGUUGAAAAUCAACUUUGAAGAAGCAGCUCUGGAUUAGUUGUCUCGCAAGAAUGAUCUGAACUGUACCUGUAGAUCGGUCAAGUUGGAAACUUUGAUGCUGCUUCUGAUGGAUGGUCACGUUCCCAAAGAAGCUGAGAAGCGAAGCUGAAGCAAUUUCGUUGCUGAAGAAUCUGUGUAUGAUAGUGCAUGCAUUUGAACAGAUGGAGGAAGGUCCCUGGUGAUCUUAUCUGGUUGCCUGUUGGAUGUUCUGCAGAAUGAUCCGGUAAAGAUGGCAUCAUGGAGAUCAUUAGGUCAAAGUGCAUGUGGCAAUUCUCAAAGGAAACAUCAACCUUUCUGGUGCCUGUGCUUGCACAGAUGGAGGAAAAGCCAUAGCAAAGAUAUUCAACAGGAUGGUCUGGAGAAGAUGGGUCAUGGAGAUCAUCAUGUCAGAGCGCAAGUUGUGGUAGUUCUCAAAGAAUACUGUACAUCAUUCUUUCUGAUGCAUGGUGCUUGUGCUUCAACAGAUGGGGAAGAGGAAUUAUGAAGUUGUUCAGCAGAAUUGUCUUGUGGAGAUGGCAAAGUAGAAUUCAUCCAGUUUAAGCAGAAAAGCUCUAAGUUCACACCCUGUAAGAUCGAUCUUGAGGUAAUGGUAUAUGAAAGGGUAUAUGAAUUGGUGAGUAUUGCCCAUGGGGGUAUGUAAUCGCUGGUGAAUACUGUAAGUUUCAUAAUUAUACCAUUGAUCUUCUUUUUUAAUAGUUUGUUAUGAGAGACCAGUACAGUACCAAUUAGCAAUCCUUGACUGACUCUUACUCGCUGAAUGCACAGAACAAUAUUGGUUCAGUGAACUAAACGUUUGUACUAAUGAGUCGGAUAAUGCUAACUGGUACCAUACUCAUGUCAUGGGACAUUGCAGUGAAAAUCUCCUAAACACAUCAGAAUUAAAAUGAUCAAGCAUUCACCCACCUUUUUUUUUAGAAGCGAGGCUGGAAUGUGGAGUUUCUCUAAUCAAGAGAUUGGUCACACCCUCACGCUGCCUGCUUUCUUGCCACCUCUCCAGUUAUGGCAAGAACAGCAGGUAGCACACGAAACGAGUGACUUAUCCCUCAGCUUGAGAAAAGCCCACAGGAGAGAACAAGAACUGGUGGGUGUUUCAUAGAGCUGUUUGAAUAGUUACGCACUACUUUACGUACAACUGGAUCAUGUUCUAAGGUGAUAAGCAGUUACUUCAUCAUGGUAGGGAUAUAGCAAGAAAGGAUUACCAGUCAUGCCUACAGUCAUUAUGAUUAGUAAGGUACAAAUGGCUUUAUGAAACACCCUCCUGUUCUAAAGAAAAGGGUUUAAGAAGCUUGAAAAUUUCAUUAUUUGAUCAUCCCCAACAGAUGAAAGUUUUCUAUAUGUUACUCAAUUUUUUUUUCAAUAGGAAGGUUUGUUUCUCAAGUAUAUGGUUGACCUAUGAAGUGUGUGUGCUCUAAUACAUGCAAUUUUUUUAUAAAGAGAUGAAAUUUCUCAUGUCUUUACAUCUUGAUCAUUCUCUGAAGGGACGAUGUAACUAAUCGAUGUCAGUGAUCAAAGUAGUCUUUACGCAUGGUAAGAUUUUUAUAUGACAUGUUGACAUGUAGUCAGAUUAAUGAAGUAAUCUAGUUAAAUCUAUAUGUUCUAGUUAAAAUUUUAGUAGUUGUACUGAUGAGUGCCUAUAUUUGUAGAUACAUUUGUAUCGGACUGUCAUCAGAAAGGCUAGCGAACAAACUUUUUAUGAUUAUAAACUGACAAUUUUUUACAGUUACAUGUAUAGUAGAAGUUAAAGUUAUAA
Lytechinus pictus (painted urchin) is the source of this 2768-nucleotide messenger RNA. RefSeq names its product tumor necrosis factor alpha-induced protein 8-like. The record is from RefSeq and is a predicted model, not a curated record. Gene Ontology annotation, cellular component: cytoplasm. Bases 46 to 558 code for a protein of 170 amino acids. Gene Ontology annotation, biological process: regulation of apoptotic process. The transcript has a single exon. Lineage: Eukaryota; Metazoa; Echinodermata; Echinoidea; Temnopleuroida; Toxopneustidae.